Molecule: messenger RNA, 1086 nt
Organism: Moesziomyces antarcticus
Lineage: Eukaryota; Fungi; Basidiomycota; Ustilaginomycetes; Ustilaginales; Ustilaginaceae
Product: glutamine amidotransferase
Exons: 2
Coding region: 1-1086 (361 amino acids)
Source: RefSeq, a predicted model, not a curated record
AUGUGCAGGCUGCUAGUCUUCAAGGGCGCCGACCCGAUCCAGCUGUGCCAUCUGGUCACACGGCCUGCGCAUUCGAUCAUCAACCAGGCGUUCGACUCGCGGCUGCGUCUCGACGCCACGCGCGCCGUCAACGGCGACGGCUUCGGUGUGGGCUGGUACGACUCGACGCGCGAUGCGGAGCUGGGCGAUGCGCCGUGCAUCUUCACCUCGGUGACGCCGGCGUGGAACAACCAGAAUCUGCAGCGGAUUGCGGACAAGAUCAAGUCGCCGCUGGUGUUUGCGCACGUGCGCGCCUCGACGGCGGGUGCGCUGUCCGAGACCAACUGCCAUCCGUGGAGGUAUGGUCGGUUGAUGUGGAUGCACAAUGGUCAGAUCUCGGACUUUUCCCGCAUCAAACGUCGUGUUCUCGCCGCACUGCCCGAACCGCUCUUCCUCUUCCCCCAAGGCCAUACCGAUUCCGAAUUCGCGUUUGCCGUCUUCCUCAGCCAUCUGGGGGAUCCGUUGCAGACGGAGCCGUUUUCGUACAAGGAGCUGCGCGAUGCCAUGCUCGCCACCAUCCGCGACUUUAAUGGCUGGGCAAGCGAGGCGGGCAUUCGCGAGCCGAGUCUGAUGAACUUUUGCGUGACGGAUGGAGAGAGCAUCAUCUGCACGCGCUACGUCAGCAGCAAAUCCGACCAGGCCGCCUCGCUCUACUUUUCCUCGGGGACGAGCUUCUACGAGCAUUCACCCGGUGCGUAUAGGAUGGUCAAGACCGACAAGCGCGAAAAGAUCAUCGUCGUAGCCUCCGAACCGCUCACGUUUGAAAAGGCAGACUGGAUGGAGAUUCCGACGAAUACGCUCGUGUGCAUCACGCCCAAGAUGAACGUCCUCCAACUGCCCAUCCUCGACGAGUUCCAUCUGGAUAGGACGGAUCAGAUCGUUAGAAGCCCCACGUUUGCCAUGCGCACCGGGUUUCCACCAAGCAUGUCGGGCGCGACGGCUGCUAGUGCGGAAGAGGUCAAGUCGAUAGCGGCGCUUGAUGGUGCAAGCCGAGGCGCGGGGGCUGGACGAAAUGCCCCCAUCCACCCAGUAUACCCUUGUCCGUAG